AUGGCGCCCCCGCGACAGCGAGCUACCGCCGUCAUUGACGACUCGCGCUCCGAAGCCUCCAGCGGUACCAGGGAGAAUAAGAGCGUCACAGGCUCGAAAGGCCGUAAGGCCGUCAAUGGUUCCCUGGCUGCUACUUCCGUCGGUAGCCGUGAGGGCAAAGCCGUUGCCAACGUGACCAGCGCCCCAGCCCAGGAAGCUGACCCGGAUGAACGGCCAAGGAUCCCAUGGUCCGACAUGCCUCUCGAUAUCCUCCACGCCUACCGCCAUGCCUACAAACUACCCACCUCUAGUGCCUUCUCUCGGCCCUCCUCCCGUCUCUAUCUCUCAUGUGGGAUUGGCCUCCGCUCUCCUACUGCCAUCUCUGCACAGCGGGCCACCGCCAAACGGACUCUAGGAGCCACCAAUGGCCUCGUCAACGGUCGUAAUAAGCCUUCCUCACUCUCUCAGCCUAGAUCUGUCGCGGCGUCUUCGUCAGCCCACGAGUCUCUCGCUCGCGACCAGCUCAACCACAUCAUCGGCCAGGGGAGGGUGGGCAAGGACCAGCUGGCCCUUGCGGUACGCAAGCACUUCAACAGUGCCGCGCUCGCCGAGCAGGAGGCCAUUGCCCGCUUUCUAUAUAAAGUUCGAGAGGAGGGCCGCGGGCGACAGUUCCGCCUCCGCUUCCAGCCUUGA
This is a messenger RNA of Penicilliopsis zonata CBS 506.65, 672 nucleotides long. RefSeq lists its product as hypothetical. NCBI's taxonomy places the organism in Eukaryota, Fungi, Ascomycota, Eurotiomycetes, Eurotiales, Aspergillaceae. The record is from RefSeq and is a predicted model, not a curated record. Gene Ontology annotation, cellular component: histone deacetylase complex. Gene Ontology annotation, biological process: regulation of DNA-templated transcription. Bases 1 to 672 code for a protein of 223 amino acids. The transcript is spliced from 3 exons. Gene Ontology annotation, molecular function: protein binding; transcription coregulator activity.